AUGGAUGAAACGGAGCACAUAGCUUUGAUCGAGUGGUACUGUCGACAGCACUAUUAUAAUGGCAUGCUAGCUCAUGUUAAGCAGGCGCGCGACGUUUAUCCGAACAGCGAGCGACUGAGGCUCCUGCUCUGUCUGGCGUAUAUUCUCGUUGGCAAGAGCCACGAGGCCAUCAAGGAGAGUUCCAACUUGCUGAACUAUGUGGAUGUCACGCUGCCAGCAUUGCUCGUGCAAAACGUUGCUCUGGUUGAUGGCGAUGUGGAAAGGAGCACCGUGACACAGAUAGAGAACAGGAUCCGAGACGAGCGCAGAAAAGCAUCCUGUAUCGCAUUGUGUCUAGCAGCAUCCGUGUUACUCCUUUCUCGUCGAGCGGACAAGGCGAAGGAAUAUGUGGAUAGAGCAUGCAAAUUGAAGCCCACGAAUAUCAAUGUAUUACUUGUUAAGGGAUGGCUGGAGCUCAGUUUGAGAUCAGGCACAGAUGCUCCGGAGGCAGGGAACCCUUUUAAUUUGGUUUUGAAGGAAGAGCCGAGGAAUCUGAACGCGUUAUUAGGCUCCGCAGAGAUGAAACAACACGCCGGGGACUAUCCAGGAGCCAUCAUGAUACUGAACUCCUUGAUCGUGCGCUAUCCCAAGCAAUCGUUUCCGUUGAUAGAAAAAAUGAAGUGCUUACUGGCAGCGAAGGAUUGGGAACAAGUGCUGGAGUUGGUGAAUCGUGUGCUCUCGAUCGAGUCGAACAACUUAGACGCCAUCAAGGCGAGCUCGGUGGUGGCUUUGUGCAGAGACGGCAAUUCCAGUGAAGGUUUACCGCAAUUACAGCUGUUUCUGCGUAACUUGCUGCUUGCUGAACCGAAGAACGUGUUCCUGCUGAUUGAAAACUUGCGACUGUUCUCCAGUAUCGCGUUCCAGGACCAUGGAAUUUUGUUGGAGUUAGCGCGGACAGCCGAGAAGAUGCUGCAAGCGACAUCGUCGAGCAGCACGGAGCUAAUGGCAGAACUGGGUGACUUAUAUGUCGCGCUGGGCAAUGUUAAGGACGCUGAGCGCUGGUACAAGAACACCAUCCGCGCAGAUCCAUCCUCUUUCGCGGCACUGUUGGGACUAGCACGCUGCCAGUUGAUACAGGGGUCUGCGGAGGAUCUGGAGCAAGCACGGCAACAAGUGGAGAUCAUGAUGGAGAUACAGCCACACUCGACAAACGUGCAGCUGCUGUUCAUGUCCGCAAAGAUCACUUCUAACGAAAAUAGCGUUAAGGCACUCGGUUACCUGGAUUCGGCGGCGAAUGUCUUGUUAAGAAGCUGCGAGGGUCUUUCUUAUGGCUACGAGUAUCUUAGCGAGCUUAAACCGGAUUUAUGCCUUGAAAUUGCGAAGCAACGACUGAUGUAUUCUUUGAACAAGUCCCCGAUGAGUGACGAGGUGGGUAGCGCAAUAGAGAAGGAACCGAGCGUCCGCUUGUUAGAACAGCUUGUGGAAGCCUGUCCGGGUUCCAGCGUAGCUUUAUUGCUGCUCAGUAAGGCCAGAAUGCAAAGCGGCGACUAUGAGGGCGCAUUAGUUUUGCUCAGGAGAUUGUUAGACUCGGUUGAACCGUCCAAUGCACAGGCUCACCUCACAAUGGCUCAGAUUCUGGCGUAUCAGGGCAUGUAUCAGCUAGCCUCGCAGAGCCUGGAAGUUGGCCUGAGCUACAACUUCAAGAUCCGAGACGAGCCAGUCUAUCAUCUAAUCGUCGGCAUGGUGCAACGAGAGGCCGGCGAUCUGCAGAACUGCGUUAAGAGCUGCCAGACAGCCAUGUCGCUGGCAGGAUUGACUGGCAGCGCCAACAGAAAAUCCGAUAUGACCACAUCGGACCGAGCGACGUUGUAUCUAGAGCUGAUUGCGGCAUACAGUAAGGCAAGACGGUUUGCGGAGGCACUGGCGCUUGUCGAUGAGGCGAAAGCAAAUCUUGCCGGCACCGCUGAACUUGGAAGAAUCACCAUCGGCACUGCUGAGAUUUAUUUGGACAUAGGAGAACUGGAGAACGCUGUCAGCUGCUUACGGAAUAUUCGUCCAGGACAACCGUAUUACUUACAGGCACACACUAGAUUGGCUGAGAUCAAUUUGAACUACAGGAAAGACCGUCAGGCAUUCGCGAAGUGUUUCAGAGAAUUGGUGGAACAUUGUCCUGGACCGAGAACGUACAGCAUGCUGGGUAAUGCUUACAUGUCUAUACAAGAGCCUGAGAGAGCAAUAGAAGCGUACGAGCGAGCGCUUUCGCAGAAUCCGAUUAACAAAGUGGAAAUUGCAAACGAAAUGGGUAAAGCACUCGUCAAAGCACAUCAAUAUGCAAAGGCGAUCAGUUAUUACAAGGAUAUAGUGAAACAGGACAAUUGCGCUGCUUUAAAAUUAGAUCUGGCCAAAUUGUAUAUGAAGAUGAAACAGUAUGACAAGGCGGAAACCACUUUGGUGCAAGAGCUGCAAGAUAAGAGAGGCGAGUCCGAUAUCCUGAGCUUGGAGAUGCGAGGACAAGAAUUGCUGUUACUCGCCAAGGUGCGCGAGAAAUCGGGCAACAUCAGGGGCGCAUUAGCGACUUUAAAGGAAGCCAAGGAGAAUCAACACAGGUACAUCCAACGUCUCGCUGUUUCGCCGGACGUCGCGGAUCAGAGACACAUGCUGGCGAAUAUCUGUCUGACAAUGGCUGAUUACGCGUCGACUUUACGCAAUUAUGACGAAGCCAUUAUAUAUUAUAAGGAGGCAUUGGCUCACAAGCCAACAGACGUAAAUGCCCUACUUUCCUUGGCGAAGCUGUAUAUGCAGAUGAACAAUUUAGACCGGUGCGCGCAUAAUUGUUCCAUCUUGUUGAACGCCGAUCCCAACAACGAGGCUGCAUCCGUGAUGAUGGCGGAUCUCGCGUUCCGGAAGGUAGAUUUCGAGACUGCGGCAUUCCACUUUCGACAGUUGUUGGUACGCCAACCCACCUAUUGGACUGCCCUAGCGAGAUUGAUAGAAGUGUCGCGUAGAACAGGUGCUAUGGACGAUCUCGACGAGUGGUUGCAACGCGCGCAGGUCGCGAUGGGUAGCGGCAACGUCGAAGCUGGCUUCUACUACUGCGCCGGAUUGCUGGAUUGGCGGACGGGCAAAUUGAACUCCGCUCUUCGCAAUUUCAACUUUGCACGACGCGAUCCAGAAUGGGGCCAACAGGCGAUCUACAAUAUGAUCGAAAUCUGUCUGGAUCCGGACGACGACACCACUCUAUCGAACGAGGCCUUCAACGACGAGGACGACGAUUAUCAGGAUUCGAGGACGAUGGCUUUGAGGACGGCUUACCGACUGCUUCAGGAAUUGAAUCCCAAGGGCAGCCCUCACGAGGAAUUAACCCAUAAGCUGCUCAGCAACUUUUUCUUAUUGGCCACCAAGCAGAAGUCUAACAUCGAGAAAGCCCUGCAGGACUGUACUGCGUUGGCUAAUCAGGAGACCUUGAGGGAUCAUGUAGGACCCGCUCUCGGGAUGGCCACCGCACACAUCUUGCUAAAGCAAACGCCGCGCGCUCGGAAUCACUUGAAGCGCGUUAGCAAGAAUGUUUGGACGUUCGAGGACGCUGAAUACUUGGAGCGUUGCUGGUUGUUGCUGGCAGACAUCUACGUGCAAUCCAGCAAGUACGAGUUGGCGAACGAGUUGCUGAAACGAGUGCUGCAGCACAACGCUACCUGCGUGCGGGCUCACGAGCUGUCGGGCUACAUCGCCGAGAAGGAUCAGAAUUAUCGCGACGCAGCGGCGAGAUACGCUCAGGCCUGGAAAUGCGGCGGCAAAACAAAGCUGUCGGUCGGCUACAAGCUGGGUUACUGUUGCCUGAAGGCGAAAGCCUACGCUGACGCGAUCGAAGCAUGUAACGAAGUGCUGAAGCAGAGUACGGAUUAUCCGAGGAUCAGGAAAGAUAUCUUGGAGAAAUGUAUCAAUAAUCUUCGCACAUGAAACAUCCGAAUUUGUUCAGCUUGAAUAUCGAUUGUUUACUUGUUACUACACAUUGUACACACAUCCGUCCUCCUUCACUAUUGAUGUAGAUAUGUAAUAGUUUAGAGUGAAUAAAUAUUUAGAUAUUACUUAA
Messenger RNA from Temnothorax curvispinosus, 4069 nucleotides. Its product is annotated as tetratricopeptide repeat protein 21B-like. Gene Ontology annotation, molecular function: protein binding. Lineage: Eukaryota; Metazoa; Arthropoda; Insecta; Hymenoptera; Formicidae. Gene Ontology annotation, biological process: intraciliary retrograde transport; protein localization to cilium. Gene Ontology annotation, cellular component: intraciliary transport particle A. The coding region runs from base 1 to 3936 and encodes 1311 amino acids. The transcript has 9 exons. The record is from RefSeq and is a predicted model, not a curated record.